This is a messenger RNA of Penicillium bovifimosum, 273 nucleotides long. RefSeq lists its product as uncharacterized. Bases 1 to 273 code for a protein of 90 amino acids. NCBI's taxonomy places the organism in Eukaryota, Fungi, Ascomycota, Eurotiomycetes, Eurotiales, Aspergillaceae. The transcript has a single exon. The record is from RefSeq and is a predicted model, not a curated record.
AUGGAUGAGAUUGCCGAAAUAGUCCGAGAGAUUGGUCGUCAGCAGGGUGAGAAUGCGUACUAUCGCUCUUGUUACGAGUCCCUCAAACGGUUGCAGGAUUUAGUUGCUGAAGCCUCCGAUGACUUGUCUCAGCUUUAUCAACAUAAUACAUACAAACCGCCUUGCGACAUUCGGGCUCACCAAGUGGCGGACGGACUGCGAAGGGCAAUCGAUGCACUGAUUUUACAAGAACGGAAGGCCCAGCUGGCGUUAAGUGAACUGUAUACUUUCUAA